Messenger RNA from Dioszegia hungarica, 1818 nucleotides. RefSeq lists its product as uncharacterized. The transcript is spliced from 3 exons. Bases 1 to 1818 code for a protein of 605 amino acids. The record is from RefSeq and is a predicted model, not a curated record. NCBI's taxonomy places the organism in Eukaryota, Fungi, Basidiomycota, Tremellomycetes, Tremellales, Bulleribasidiaceae.
AUGCCGAGGCGCAGAUCCGCUCGUAUCUCUGCUAUAGCGGCCGAAGAUGGGCCGGUCGCCAGCUCAGCUGGAAACACGGUUUGGGGUGUGGCAGAGAUCCGCCAGCUCAUCCUCCGCUGGGUCCCGAAGGCGAGUCUGCCGGUCGUCAUACGGGUGCAGAAGAGCAGCAUGCCGGACGUGGCGAGGGAGCUGUAUCACACGGUGGAUUAUGAGCGGGCGAAGAAGCAUAUGAACAAUACCACGAGCAGACAGCGCAUGUACUGCUCGUUGGUACAGGUCAUCAACGCUCGGAAGAUGCCUCUCAGCGCGGCGGUCAUCAAGUCGCUCGAGGCGGAUCCUGCGAUCCAAAGUGACGGCUACACCCGGAAAGAGCGUAUUAGGGACUAUUCCAAUCGCUAUUACCCAGAGGUCUUUGAGAUCGCGGAUCGCCCUCUCCUACGCCGUUUUCCCAAUGUCCGGCAGAUACUUCACGGCGGUCUGUUCGCCAACGCGCAAAAGAAGGACUCGUGGGUGGUCCACAUCCAUCCGCCCACCACGUCGGAACCACCCUCCCCCUCCUCUCGAGCGUCCUCGUCCUCGCUGUCUCCCCCUCCGCCGGAUCUCGGGCACAUUGACUACGCCGAGGGCUUCAACUUCAGAAAGCUCACGGAUCUGGAGUUGGACCUCGGGCCACUUCCAGUACCCCCGGCCGGCUACACCAUGACACGUCGUCUGGAUGUCAGCCUCUAUGCAGGCCACUCCGAAGCCGACCGGCCAGAAGAGUACCUGGCCGCCCUCAAAGAGCACACGCGCUUUGCCCAUCUGCACAAGUCCGUCCACCUGGGAGGCGUGUCCGCGACUCUUACCGAUAUCGGCGACCUGUACCGGCGGCAAAUCGCCUCGGCAGCGAAAUAUCGCCUGGCCUACAUACACGCUGAAAACUGUCACAUCGCGGACCUCGCGGACCUCCAGACAUUCGCGUCUAUCGCCUGUACCUCUUUGGUCAAACUUCAGCUCGUAACGCCCGGCCGUGGGACGUACAAGCCGGACAAGACGGUCCUCGGUUUCGGUGACAUUCCCGCUCUCACCCGCAUCAUCCGGUCGUCCCUUCCCAACCUUCUCCAUCUCAGCAUUGCGCUUGCUGGGAUCGAGUCGGCCGAGGCGGACUGUGCGGCGCAGCUUUCUGCACACUCGCUCGACGACGGAGGGACCCUCACCAAGCUUGAGAUCCUCGCGGCGAGGCAGCGCGUCCCGGUAUACAACGUUUUACGUGCGCUCUCGGGGAUGUGCACCGGUAAAGCAAACAUCUACGUCGAUCGCGGGACGACGUAUUAUCCCUGUGGCGAUGACGACGAGCAGGAAGACGUUUGGUUGUGGUGGGCGCAAAAAGACUACCAUUCUUAUCUCCGCAGUCAAUCACCCGCUCGCCGCCAACACCUCGCAACCAUGGACUUCUCCACCCUCGACAUCUCCACCCCCGCCCAGGUCCUCGCUCUCCAAUACGCAGAGGACGGCCGACCUCUGAGCCGCACAGCCGGGAAAGUGCGGGCGUGGAAGUCAGCGGUCCAGGCGGUAUCUAAAGGGUUGACGAGGGACUUCAUCCCGAUCCUUACAAGUGGAGAGGCCGCAUUGGUUCAGGCAGCCGAUGGGUUCGAGGCGGCCGCUGGUGAUGGGGACACGGCCUUACUGCUUGCUGCGGCGCAGAGCCUGCAGACAGGUUUGCUUGUGAUCAAGGUAGUCGGGGGUUUGUUGCAGAAGCUGGUGGAUACCAAGACGGAGCGGGAUAUCCAGGAUUAUAUCAACUCGCUGAAGCGGAAGUUGGAAGAUCAAAAGGAAUGA